Molecule: messenger RNA, 5074 nt
Organism: Megalops cyprinoides (Indo-Pacific tarpon)
Lineage: Eukaryota; Metazoa; Chordata; Actinopteri; Elopiformes; Megalopidae
Gene: cadpsa
Product: Ca2+-dependent activator protein for secretion a
Exons: 32
Coding region: 282-4316 (1344 amino acids)
Biological process (GO): positive regulation of exocytosis; dense core granule exocytosis; synaptic vesicle exocytosis
Cellular component (GO): glutamatergic synapse
Source: RefSeq, a predicted model, not a curated record
CUCGUUCGGUAGGGGGAGAUUGGUGUGUCUGUGAGAACAGCUCCACCAGGCUCCCCAUCAUCAGUCGCGCUGUUUCAUCGCUUCCUCUUAUUUCUGCACCGUGAAGUGAACGGCUCGGAUUGCUUAUCGGUGCCAGGGCUUGUUCUCGUUUUUACGGGCCUCAGCAGAGCAACGCUGCAGGGUUUAUCAGAUUUUUACUCUGGUUUCCUCGUCUCCAUUUUUUGAUUCUGAAACCCAUCGACAUCCGUAUUCUGCAGCUUGAACAGAUUUCCUAAAACAAAAUGUUGGAUCCAUCGUCCAGCGAGGAGGAAGGAGAUGAGAUCGUAGAGGAGGAAAGCAGAGAGGUGAUGGCACCGCAGGCCGGAGCUCGGCUGUCUCCUAGCCGGACCAGCGACAGCUCCGGUGGGCUACAGCCCAGUAGCCGGAGCAGUAGUGCCCGCCCGUCCAGCCCUAGUCCGUCGGUAGUGAGUGAGAAAGAAAAGGAAGAAGUGGAAAAAAUGCAGAGGGAGGAAGAGGAACGAAAGAAGAAGCUGCAGCUAUAUGUGUUCGUGAUGAGGUGCAUUGCCUACCCGUUCAAUGCAAAGCAACCGACUGAUAUGGCGAGGCGACAGCAGAAGAUAAGCAAGCAGCAGCUGCAGACGGUGAAGGAUCGUUUCCAAGCUUUCCUCAACGGAGAGACGCAGAUUGUGGCAGAUGAGGCCUUCAUCAAUGCAGUCCAGAGCUACUAUGAGGUGUUCCUGAAGAGCGACCGCGUGUCCAGGAUGGUGCAGAGCGGGGGCUGCUCGGCCAACGACUCCCGCGAGGUCUUCAAGAAGCACAUCGAGAAGCGCGUGCGCAGCCUGCCGGAGAUCGACGGGCUCAGCAAGGAGACGGUGCUGAGCUCCUGGAUGGCCAAGUUCGACACCAUCUACCGCGGCGAGGAGGACCCGCGCAAGCACCAGCAGCGCAUGACGGCCAGCGCCGCCUCCGAGCUCAUCCUCAGCAAGGACCAGCUGUACGAGAUGUUCCAGCAGAUCCUCGGCAUCAAGAAGUUCGAGCACCAGCUCCUCUACAAUGCCUGUCAGCUGGAUAACCCAGAUGAGCAGGCUGCCCAGAUCAGAAGAGAGCUGGAUGGGCGACUUCAGAUGGCUGAUCAGAUCGCCAGGGAAAGAAAGUUUCCCAAAUUUGUGUCCAAAGAAAUGGAAGCCAUGUAUAUUGAGGAACUCAAGUCCUCGGUCAACCUGCUGAUGGCCAACCUGGAGAGCAUGCCGGUGUCCAAGGGUGGCGACUUUAAACUGCAGAAGCUGAAGAGGGGCCACAACACCUCCAUCAUCGACAUGGGCCAGGAGGAUGAGAACCAGCUCUCCAAGUCUGAUGUGGUGUUGUCCUUCACUCUGGAGGUUGUGAUCAUGGAGGUGCAGGGGUUAAAGUCUUUGGCUCCAAACCGCAUAGUUUACUGCACAAUGGAGGUGGAAGGAGGACAGAAGCUCCAGACUGACCAGGCAGAGGCCUCCAAACCCACCUGGGGGACUCAGGGGGACUUCACCACGACCCAUCCCCUUCCUGCUGUUAAGGUGAAGCUGUUCACGGAGAGCACGGGUGUCCUGGCGCUGGAGGACAAAGAGCUGGGCAGGGUUGUCCUGCACCCAACUCCCAACAGCCCCAAGCAAUCUGAAAUACAUAAAAUGCAGGUGUCCAAAGCCUGCCCUGACCAUGACCUGAAGAUCAAGCUGGCCAUCCGAAUGGACAAGCCGCAAAACAUGAAGCACUGUGGGUAUCUCUGGGCAAUUGGGAAAAAUGUAUGGAAGCGAUGGAAGAAGAGAUUCUUUGUCUUGGUGCAGGUCAGUCAGUACACCUUUGCCAUGUGCAGUUACAGGGAGAAGAAGGCAGAGCCACAGGAGCUACUCCAGCUAGACGGAUACACUGUGGACUACACCGACCCCCAGCCAGGUCUGGAUGGCGGCAGGACUUUCUUCAAUGCCGUGAAGGAGGGAGACACUGUGAUCUUCGCCAGCGAUGACGAGCAGGACCGGAUCCUGUGGGUUCAGGCCAUGUACCGGGCCACUGGUCAGUCCCACAAGCCCGUCCCGCCCACCCAGGUCCAGAAGCUCAACGCCAAGGGGGGGACGGCGCCCCAGCUGGAUGCGCCCAUCUCCCAGUUCUCUGGACUCAAGGAUGCGGACAGAGCGCAGAAACACGGGAUGGAUGAAUUUAUCUCCGCUAACCCGUGUAACUUUGACCACGCCUCGCUCUUCGAGAUGGUGCAACGGCUCACCCUGGACCACAGGCUCAAUGAUUCCUACUCGUGUCUGGGCUGGUUCAGUCCAGGCCAGGUGUUCGUCUUGGAUGAAUACUGUGCCCGAAACGGAGUGAGGGGUUGCCAUCGACACCUGUGCUAUCUCAGUGACUUGCUGGAGCGGGCGGAGAACGGAGCCAUGAUCGAUCCCACCCUCCUGCACUACAGCUUUGCCUUCUGUGCGUCCCACGUCCAUGGAAACAGGCCAGACGGAAUAGGCACCGUAACGGUGGAGGAGAAAGAGCGAUUCGAAGAGAUCAAAGAGCGAUUGCGUGUGCUCCUGGAGAAUCAGAUCACACACUUCAGGUAUUGCUUUCCAUUUGGUCGUCCGGAAGGAGCAUUAAAAGCCACUUUGUCUUUACUAGAAAGGGUCUUAAUGAAAGAUAUUGUAACCCCUGUUCCACAAGAGGAGGUCAAAGCUGUCAUCCGCAAAUGCCUGGAGCAAGCAGCUUUGGUCAACUACCAGCGACUCUCAGAGUAUGCCAAAGUUGAAGGGAAAAAGAGAGAAAUGUAUGAGCAUCCUGUCUUCUGCUUGGCGUCUCAAGUGAUGGAUUUAACCAUUCAGAACGUAGGCCGCUUAGUCACACCUGCGAAAAAGCUGGAGGACACCAUUCGUCUGGCCGAGCUGGUCAUCGAGGUGCUGCAGCAGAACGAGGAGCACCAUGCAGAGGCUGCAGUCACAAGUACGGGAGAUCAAUCGGGGAAAGAGGCCUUUGCCUGGUGGUCAGACCUGAUGGUGGAGCAUGCGGAGACGUUCCUGUCACUCUACGCUGUGGACAUGGACGCCGCUCUGGAAGUCCAGCCCCCGGACAGCUGGGACAGCUUCCCACUCUUCCAGCUGCUCAACGACUUCCUCCGGACUGACUAUAACCUGUGUAAUGGGAAAUUCCACAAACAUCUGCAGGAUCUCUAUGCUCCGCUUGUGGUUAGAUAUGUGGACCUGAUGGAGUCGUCCAUUGCACAGUCAAUACAUAGGGGCUUUGAACGCGAGUCGUGGGAGCCUGUAAAGAGUUUAACAAGUAAUCUGCCCAAUGUGAAUCUUCCAAAUGUGAACCUUCAAAUUCCAAAAGUACCAAAUCUACCUGUACCAGUUAACCUCCCACAAAUGCCUAGCUUUUCUACUCCGUCAUGGAUGGCCGCUAUAUAUGACUCUGAUAAUGGCUCUGGGACCUCGGAGGACCUCUUUUGGAAGCUGGACGCCCUGCAGACAUUCAUCAGGGACCUACACUGGCCAGAGGAGGAGUUCGCCAAGCACCUGGAGAGCCGUCUCAAACUCAUGUCCAGUGACAUGAUCGAGUCCUGUGUCAAAAGAACCAGGGCUGCUUUCGAGUCGAAGCUUCAGAAAAGCAGUCGGACAACAGAUUUCCGUGUCCCACAGUCAAUAUGCACCAUGUUCAACGUGAUGGUGGACGCCAAGGCCCAGUCUGCCAAGCUGUGUGCCAUGGAGCUCGGCCAAGAGAGACAGUACCAUUCCCAAAUCGACAAUCUCAUUGAAGAAACUGUUAAGGAGAUGAUCACUCUCCUGGUGGCAAAGUUUGUGGUCAUUCUGGAGAGCGUCCUGGCUAAGCUGUCCCGAUACGACGAGGGCACGCUCUUUUCCUCCUUCCUCUCAUUCACAGUGAAAGCCGCCUCAAAGUAUGUGGAUGUUCCUAAGCCAGGCAUGGACGUGGCUGAUGGCUACGUGACCUUCGUACGACACUCCCAGGACAUUCUGCGAGAUAAGGUCAAUGAGGAGAUGUAUAUAGAAAGGUUAUUUGAUCAAUGGUACACCAGCACCAUGAAUCUCCUGGGUACCUGGUUGACUGACCGCAUGGACCUGCAGCUGCAUGUCUACCAGCUGAAAAUUCUCAUCAGGAUUGUAAAGAAAAAGUACCGGGAUUUCCGACUGCAAGGUGUGUUGGACUCCACUCUGAAUAGUAAGAUGUACGAAACCGUGCGCAAUCGCCUGACACUGGAAGAAGCCACGGCUUCAGUCAGAGAAGGCGGCAUGCAAGGAAUAUCCAUGAAGGACAGUGAUGAGGAGGAUGAGGAGGAUGACUAGAGCAUCAGUGUUGGUGCCCUACUUUUGACCUUGCCUGGUAACCAAUGCAUGUACCAACUCUGUCGUUCAGUUAGCCACUCUAGGACUUUUAGACUGUCAUGUCUAAAUGCCCAUGAAGGAACAAUAACAAUUAAAGAAUAGUAAAAAAAAAAACAAAAAAAAAAAAACAAUAAUAAUAAUUAAAAAAUAAUAAUAAAGGUCAACAUUUUAGGUGUGUUAUAAUAAAGUUAGCACAGAUCUCUGACUCAUUGAUUUCUAAAUUCAUUUCUAUAUGUUCCUAAGCAAUAUGGAGUACCAUUUGUUUGAUAAUGUUGAGUGAAAUAAUUAGGAAUACUGCUAGGUGUGUCCCUGUUCAAUGCAAACCUAUAUGGCGCUUCUUUAACGUACUGUACAUACAUUGAUGGUACAUUGUUGUGAAAAUAAGUGUGUAAGCCCUUUUGUUUGUUUCAUUCAUUUUUAAGUGGAUGCCAACUGCUUACAAUAAAACCACCCACUGCAUUUAAGUUAAAUGAAAUGGUGUUCAUCUUCUGCACACUUAAUGUCGUUGUACCUCUCACAGUUUACUCUGUCGUUCAAGUCAACAUUCCGUGGCAUCACUGUUCUCAAACGAGACAUUUCUGAGACACUUUUUUUAUUGAAAUGAGUUGGUAUUUUAGAAAUGCAAUAUCCUCACAGCUCCAUUGUGAUAUCUUGUUAGAUGUCAGUAGUGAGCAUUUUUUCAUGUUUUAAGCCAUUUUUUUUAUUUCUAAACUGUUAUA